AUGCAUCGUUGGGGUCCAGUACAUGAAAGUGCUGUUGCGCCGAGUCCCAUUGUUCCGACCUAUCGGCCGGAUCACCAGUGCAAGCGCAGAAUUCCAAGCAUGCCCACCUCGAUCCCUGAUUCUCCAACAAACACCGGAUUUCGUGGACCAAGUGGACCACGACCUCAAGCUCGCUCAGCGGGGAUGGCAGAGCGGCCAUCCCGUAACGAGAAUUUAUCAGAUCUAGUUAGCUUUUUCCAAACGCAAAACAUGCCAACCCCAACAUCUACAGCACCAAUUGGCUCUCCAGAAUCCACAACGGCGCUUCCAAUUGUUGUAUCCCCCGAGCCGAAAGAUUCGACCCCUGAAAUGACCAAAGAGCAACUUAAACCUUUACAUCGUCGACUUCUCCAGUUUACUCAACGACAAAAAAAGGAAUCAACCCCGAAAACAAAGGUUGAUGAUCAUCAAAAGCAGAUAGAGGCUCUACAACGAGAGGGUUAUCUAAUGUCUUCAAAGCCGCCCAAGAGUACUUCUAGCCGUUCGAAAAAUAGCAUGGACAGUUCGAAGAAUAGUUCAAAGACAAGUCUAGAUCGGCCUAAGAGCAGCCUUGAACGAACAUUCUCCAAAUCGAAAAUGCAGGAUAUAGAGGCAAUUGGCCGGCCCUGGCUGAACAGAAGUGAUAGCACUCGCAGCUCAAGCGAACCAAAACGUCGCUUGGCAUCAUUGGAUCUAGACGAUUUUGGCUCCAUGCUCGACGUUGCUGUAUCACUAUCCGAAUAUGAACCAUCACCUCCUCCUUAUCAACGAUCGACUCCCAGUGCACUUGCCUCUCGCAUCACUGAAAUAUCUCCUUCGCAAUCAAGCCUCACACUACCAAUGCCUCGGUCCUCAUCUGAGGCUCGUUCACACAGCAUUGACAGACCCAGGUCGUCGACGACAUCCAUUGUCGAAACUCAAGGAAGUGGAUCAAAGGAUGAUGAUCUGCCACAGCCUUCUAUCUCUACGAGCUCAAGCCUAGAAGUGGUGGAUCAGAAUCAAACCCCCAAAUCACGGCCAACAAGUGAUUCAUCCCCGAGUGUGGCCAUCUCAGAUCAAUCUCAAAACAGUGAACUUGAGCAAGUUCAAGCUAUUGAACAACCCCAAGCACCAGAUCAUUCCCCGCCCAAUCCGCCUACUAAUAACCCUUCGCCUCCAUCAUUGAAGCUUUUCCCCAAUGUGGCGCCCCCUCGUAUGUCUAGCAAGAAUGCAUGGCGACUCUCGGCUACACCCCAGUAUCAGACGACCACCACAAGGACUGCGCCGCCUGUCAAGGCCGAAGUCCAAACGGCACCAAAGAAGAUUCAAGAUGUUUCAGAGAAGCAGCAAAAACAACAGCAGCAGCAAAAGCGAACAGAAACACCCUCAAAGGAUUCCGAGGAGCCGACGUGUUCAGGGGCUCUGGGCACUGCCAUCACCACCGAUUCAACUCCUAAUGAAGUCAGAAAGACAAGUAAUGUCUCUGUUCAAAGUCAGAAGAAAUCGCGCCCACCUUCAUUGGCCUUGGGUACCUUGAAAGCGUUUCCUUUACCAGCUCCAACAAGGCCAUUGCCAUCGAUUCCGAAAUCAAACAAUCUUGCUCCGCCUGUUGACCCAAGAGCUCAUACGGCUGUACGAACAUCUCGGCCUAGUUCCAAGAUGUCUAACAUUCAGUACUCUCAGCCAUCCCCUAUUGCCGAGGAGCCUCGUGAGCCAGAGCCUCGUCCAGCUACUUCCCUUGGUCAAAUAAACGCUGGACAGCCAGCGGAGGAUGAGGACGAUGCAAUGUCCCUCCAAACUACUCCAGAGCGACCCAAGUCAACAUCACCGGAGCAAUACACUCCAAGAAGGCGCUCUUUGAGUGUGGGCAUUCCUCAUAUGAAGGAAGUGCCCGAAAGUCCAAGCCGCAAUGGAGGUCAACAUACGACUCAUCAACCUUUGGCAGAUUCUCCUGUUCUGGGGCAUUUACCCCUUGAGAAGCCAAAUGAAAAACGAGCCACCCGCAAGGGACUUCAAAUCAACCCUCAAGUUGACCGAAAAAAUCUUCCUUUCGGUCUCCCAUCCCCUCCUCCCUCUGCGGCUCUUCCACCAGAUCCAGCAACGCAACAACCCAGCGAGCGUGUGGAGCGUGUGGCUCAUCGUAAUUACACGGCGCCUGUUGGUACCGGACUCAACAUUUCCAAGGGCGUUGAUAUGCCUUUUGGUGCUCCUAACCACCGAGCAUCAAUAAUUUCCCGCAGCAAUAGCUCUCGAAGCAGCCUCCGACACGAAAGCAUUCCCGAAUCAUCGUACGAAGAUUCUAGUCGAGCUGAAUCUCCUCUCCCGUCAUCCGAUGACGAAGGCUUUGGUCCCAACACAGCAAAGAAACGCCUGCAUAUAUAUGACGAGAGCUUGAAGCCGCAUCCAAAGCAGCGUUCUCAUCCAAUGCACCGUGGCUAUGAAACGGUAGAUGGACGCACUAGUCAUGGCCGACCAAGCUACCCACAUCCAGCAAGGUCAUUGACGCCACAAGGCCGUAGAAACCAUGGCUUCGAGAAUUCAUUCUCCCCACAGUCCCAAUACUCCCAAUCGACCAUGCGCUCGCGUGAUUCUCAGAGCAACCACCACGUCUCAGCCUCCGCUCGCGAUGCAAACCAUUUCCUGGAGGAUCGAGUCGCUAAUCUGGAGCGGCAAAAUCAAAUCCUCCAAGCUGCUCUCAUGGCAGCUUUGAAUGCUGGGGUGAAGCCAAACAUUGAUCUGCAUGAGUCUGCUAUUCCUUCCAAUUUUCCUGGAUCAGGACCUGGCAAUCCCUACCAAGGUCGAUUUGCAUCAAGACCGGAUAGCUGGAUGAGCUCCUCUCGGAGUAGUGAUCUCAGCGGAUUUGAAACACCAGGAUCCGUUCGUGAUGCUCGAGCAAAUGCCCGCCAGUUAGACAAUAUGCUUGAAGAUAUUGAAGCUGGUUGGUUAUCGGACAAGUCAAGUGUCGGUGGACCUCGCUCGAUGGGCCGACAGCGUUGA
Penicillium angulare is the source of this 2994-nucleotide messenger RNA. RefSeq lists its product as uncharacterized. The record is from RefSeq and is a predicted model, not a curated record. Lineage: Eukaryota; Fungi; Ascomycota; Eurotiomycetes; Eurotiales; Aspergillaceae. The transcript has a single exon. The coding region runs from base 1 to 2994 and encodes 997 amino acids.